AUGUACUAUUUUAAAAUAGAAGGAGUAAUAUUUAAGAUUCUACCAAAUUCCUCUUACAUAAUAAACCGUUGAUUCCUAAACUAACAAUGACUUGUGGGGGCCUUAAUCGAAUCUGCGGAAAACAAGUUAACAGAAAGAAAAAAAAAAAACUAAAUAUUGACUUUCUUACAGUCAAAUAGAUUCGUGGGAAUUUGUUAAACAGCGACUACAGAACAGCGUAGGAUGUGACACGUGUCACAAUCUGGAAGAUAACAGAGAAAACAAACAUUCCCUGAUUAAAAUCCAAAAACCAAACCUCACAGAGGGAUCCAACGAAGAACUAAUAAUGGCGGCGGUUUUUCUCUUUGCUUGCUUUCUCGUAUUGUCUCUGUCUCCCAAUUAACGACUCUUUUUUGGUUUCGGCGAUUCGGAGACGUGUAAUUGAGAUGGGUUUACAUUUACUAAUGGAGGAUGAUGAUGAUGAUCAUAACGAGGUUUUGAUUCCGCCGAAGAAUUUCUGGAAGGUGGAAGAUGGAAUAUACCGAUCUGGGUUUCCUCAGCUCGAGAACUUCAGUUUUUUAUCAACUCUCAAUCUUAAAUCCAUCAUGUAAAGAUUCUCUCUUUGAUUCUGAUUCUCCUUUGAGCAUUAGAAACAAAAAAAAGAAUCUUUGACUCUGCCCAUCGUUUUCCUUGUUUUAUUUUCCUUGAAACACUUUUAUUUAAUUACAAAACAUGAUCCUCCAACUCCUAUGCCAAAGGAUACAGUCUUGAGUGCUCUUAGAGUACUUGUUGAUGUUAGAAAUCAUCCAGUUCUCAUCCACUGUAAGCAAGGAAAGCAUAGGACAGGUUGUCUUGUGGGAUGCUUGAGGAAAGUGCAGAACUGGUGCUUAUCAUCUGUUCUUGAGGAAUACCAGAAGUGUGCCGGUUUGAAGUGGAGACAAAGAGAUUUAAGGUUCAUUGAGGAUUUCGAUGUGCUUGGAUUAAGGCAGUGUCUGUACAGCAUAAUCUAUCAGUACAAUGGCUAUGGUCUCAAGAGGAGAAAGCUGAUGUACCAAGAAGAGAAUGUUGUCCAAGAACAGCAUAAACCUCAAGCCACCAAAGGGUGACAAGACGCUUCAAAUCGAAUUGAUUUUUUUUUCUUCUAGAUAUUGAUUCUUUACAUCUGUUGUGAUGAUGAUGAUGAUUCUUUUGAGUUUAGAAUUAGUUGUUAAAACCUUGAGAAAAACAGAGGAUUUGAUUUGGUCUUUUUUUUAAGAGCCAGGGAAAGUUACAGAUGGAUUCUUAAGAAAAGAACAACAC
This is a messenger RNA of Brassica napus (rape), 1278 nucleotides long. RefSeq names its product tyrosine-protein phosphatase DSP5. Lineage: Eukaryota; Viridiplantae; Streptophyta; Magnoliopsida; Brassicales; Brassicaceae. The record is from RefSeq and is a predicted model, not a curated record. Gene Ontology annotation, cellular component: cytoplasm. Gene Ontology annotation, molecular function: phosphatase activity. Gene Ontology annotation, biological process: protein dephosphorylation. The transcript has 4 exons.